Messenger RNA from Endocarpon pusillum Z07020, 1263 nucleotides. RefSeq lists its product as uncharacterized. The record is from RefSeq and is a predicted model, not a curated record. Gene Ontology annotation, molecular function: protein binding. The coding region runs from base 1 to 1263 and encodes 420 amino acids. Gene Ontology annotation, biological process: iron-sulfur cluster assembly. NCBI's taxonomy places the organism in Eukaryota, Fungi, Ascomycota, Eurotiomycetes, Verrucariales, Verrucariaceae. The transcript has a single exon. Gene Ontology annotation, cellular component: cytosolic [4Fe-4S] assembly targeting complex.
AUGGCUUCCGAAUAUGUUCCCAUUCUCAGCCUGUUAGGUCAAUUGAGUUCUGCAUCGCCAACUAGGGCCUGGCAGUCAGCUCCUCAUCCACACCUGCCAAUUGUUGCUACAGCCACCAGCGACAGGACUGUGUCGAUCCAUUCCCUCCGCGACUUCCGAAUCCUAAGCACGAUUUCUGGAGGUCAUAAGCGCAGCAUUAGAUCAGUCGCCUGGCGAGACGACGGUAAGAAAGGAGAAAGUGUGCUUGCAACUGGAAGUUUUGAUUCGAGUGUCGGCAUCUGGAAACGAGAAGAUGCAUACACUAAGGAUGAAGGGGGACCACCCGGUGGCAUGACUGAGGACGACCUUGACUUGUCGAAUGAGGGUUUCAUAGGCAGUGAGAGCAUCAGGAGUGAGGAUUCUGAAGACUGGCAAUUUGCGGUUCUGCUCACUGGCCAUGACUCGGAAGUUAAAUGCGUUGCUUUCUCGCCAUCAAACCCCUCUUUGUUGGCAACAUCCUCACGCGACAAGUCUUUGUGGAUAUGGGAGGCCGUUUCCGAAGAAGAUGACUAUGAGACCAUCGCAGUCCUGACGGAUCAUUCGGGAGAUGUGAAAUGUGUGGCCUGGCACCCAGAACGGGAGAUUCUGGCGAGUGGGAGCUACGACGAUUCAAUACGGUUAUGGCGAGAUAUUGAGGAAGAGGGCGAUUGGGGCUGUAUUGGCUGCAUUGAAGGUCAUGGGGGAACUGUAUGGGGAGUUACUUGGGAGCCUCGCCUCGGGAAGGCUUCUCAUGAGGAGCUGAGGCUGGCGAGCUGCUCGGAUGAUCUGACCAUCCGAAUAUGGAAGAAGGCCGCACCCGAAAGAAGAGAAGAACGCAAACCUGGAGCACUGCCCUCGAUUAUUCGGCCACCUUCGAGCACAGAGCUCUGGCAGCAAGACUCUAUACUCCCUCAAAUGCAUUCUCGAUCCAUCUAUGCCAUCGCUUGGUCCAAAAUAUCAGGAAGGAUAGUUUCUUGCGGCGGCGAUGGCAAUAUCUUUGUCUAUAAGGAAGUAGAAAGCAAUGAAUCAGAGGAAGACGAUUCUAUGCAAGGGACAGAUAGUAAUGGUGAAGCACCCGAUAGAAGGUGGCAGGUCGUUGCUCAGAUGGGCGGCGCUCACGAUGACUACGAAAUCAACCAUGUUUGUUGGGCACCGCGACAGGACCGUGGCAAACAACACGACGACGAAGAAGUGAUCUUGUCAACGGGUGAUGAUGGUGUUGUUCGUGUGUGGACCCUACCAUGA